Messenger RNA from Spizellomyces punctatus DAOM BR117, 1205 nucleotides. RefSeq lists its product as uncharacterized. Lineage: Eukaryota; Fungi; Chytridiomycota; Chytridiomycetes; Spizellomycetales; Spizellomycetaceae. Gene Ontology annotation, molecular function: ATP binding; ATP hydrolysis activity. The coding region runs from base 49 to 945 and encodes 298 amino acids. The record is from RefSeq and is a predicted model, not a curated record. The transcript has 5 exons.
GACUGUUGAUCCGCGAUCUCGUCGCCGAGAUUCAUCUCACUUGUUCUCAUGUCUGAUCCUGCUGUUCAAGUUUCGAACCUCACCUUUGGUUUCGGUGGUCCGUCCCCGAUUUUGAAGGACCUUUCCUUCUCCGUUCCUCGCGGUGGCCGUUGCCUCUUGGUCGGCGCAAACGGGGCGGGUAAAUCAACAUUACUGACGAUCCUCGCAGGCAAGCGUUUAGUCAAAAAUAGUGGAGUGAGAGUAAUUGGGAAGAAUCCUUUUGAUGAUGGAGCACAGAAUAUCACUUAUCUCGGCACAGAAUGGGCUCAUAACCCUAUUGUGCGCCGGGACGUUCCUGUAUCUCGUCUGCUCAGAUCUCUUGGCGCACAGCGGUAUCCAGAUCGGUGUGCGGAACUACUGGAGAUCAUGGACGUGGACCCUGACUGGCAUAUGCACGAAGUAUCCGAUGGUCAACGGCGCCGUGUACAAAUUGUUCUAGGUCUGAUGGAGCCAUGGGAGCUUCUAUUGUUGGACGAAGUCACCGUCGACUUGGACGUACUGGUGCGCGCCGAGCUUCUCUCGUUUCUGCGCAAAGAAACCGAAACACGCAACGCAACCAUUCUAUACGCAACCCACAUCUUCGAUGGCUUGGGAGGAUGGCCCACGCAUGUCGCACACAUAGUAGAUGGGGUGGUCGAUGUAGUCAGAGACCUAACAAGUCCUUCUGGGUUUCCAGAGCUGACGGAAGCUAAACGGACGAGAAUGGAACAGGCUGGUGCAGUCGGUGCAUCCGUGCUGGACAACUCGCCCUUGUUGAUGGUGGUAGAGAAGUGGCUCAGAGAUGAUAGUAGUAGGAUCCGCAAGGAAGGAAGGAGAAAUCAAGAAGGGAAAGUGAUGACCAAGUGGGAAAUUCUCAGUGAAAACAUGAAAGAGUAUGGCGACAAGUUCUAUAAUUAUUGGAAUUGAAACCACAUCAAAGAACGGUAACAUGAUGCACUGCAGAUGAUGCCUGGAUAGCUUAUAGAUGCAAGUAGGCAUACACCAUUUUGAAGGGUAAAUUAUCAUAAUAGUGAUUGACAUGAGAAAUGCACGAGACGGCAUUUCAUAUCGCGUCAUGUGUUCUCAACGGUACGCCCUUACUCGCUCAUUGAACGCAUACACCGCUGUAUAUCCAUAAUGAUGAUGUUACCGCCCCGAAGAAUAUAUGAACAAGUAUGAAGAUAUGC